CAGUAAAUACUGUAGACCAGAGGCGGGGUUUGACCCGCUCUGAAAACAUCUCUAAUCCAGUAUUUCAGGUAGCGACUAGACUCACUACCGCCGCGCAUCAACUCCAGUCCCGCCGACAGACCAGCAACCGUGGACCACAGGGUUUACGCGCUCAAGUUAAACACAGUGAAAGCCCAAGACUUACCUCGGGAAGUAAGACGACAAAUGGAAUGAACUAAAGCUGUUUCUACUUUUGUGAUCAACUAACAAUUUCCGCCGUCAGACCCUCACCAACGCCUCCCAUCCAGAUGACUGUUUCCUCAGGUUUAUUAGCCUACAGAUUCCAAAGGACAAUAUUAAUCACAACAUUUUCUGUGGAUUUCAAACAAGCACAAGGAAGUUUGGUUUAUUCGCCUUUCAAAUGGGCUCCGGUGCUGUGCGAUGCUGAGAUGGACACUCCUGGAGAGGGCGUGGUCUCUGACAGGCUGAUUUCUCUCAGCCAAUCAGAAUCAGCAGGGUGGCCAUGACCUCAACGUCCCGCAGGACAUUGGCGGCUACACCGUUUCUACUCAGGCAUCUGAACGGACACCUACAACAACAUUACUAUACAUCAAAGCCUUUUCUGAUCAGGCAUCUGGGCAUCUGAACGGACACCUACAACAACAUUAAUAUACAUCAAAGCCUUUUCUGAUCUCCUGGGAUUACUGACUGUGGACUCCACCCCAAUACACACAGUACCUCAGUGUGUGUGAGUGUGUGCUGAAUUCUCCAAAACACACCCACACACACGCACGCUCUCGGUGUGGUUGUGUGUUGUGUGUGACUGCGCGCUCUCCGUGUGGUUGUGUGCGGCGUAUUCCCGGUGUGUGUGUGUGUGGUGUGUGUGACUGCGGGCGCCCAUGUGUGCCCACCUUGCGGCAGCUGCCAGUGGAGUGACGUAGGCUCUGCCCGUGACCUCUGACCCUGCGCCAUGGCGUGGGUGAAGUUCUUCCGACGGCCAGCGGGGGGGAACCUGGCCAAGUCGUACCAGCCGGGCAGCAUGCUGUCCCUCGCGCCCACCAAGGGGCUACUCAACGAGCCCGGCCAGAACAGCUGCUUCCUCAACAGCGCUGUGCAGGUACUGUGGCAUAUGGACAUCUUCAGACGUAGUCUUCGGCAGCUGCCCAACCACGACUGCCACGGAGAGUCCUGCAUCUUCUGUGCACUAAAGGGCAUCUUCAGUCAGUUCCAGCACAGCCGUGAGCGGGCACUGCCCUCUGAUAACCUGCGCCAUGCGCUGGCAGAGACCUUCAAGGACGAACAGCGCUUCCAGCUCGGCGCCAUGGACGACGCCGCAGAGUGCUUCGAGAACAUUCUGGAACGGAUCCACCUGAACAUCGUCCCCGACGCAGACAUCGACUCCUGCACCUCCAAGUCCUGCAUCACUCACCAGAAGUUUGCCAUGACUCUCUACGAACAGUCUGUAUGCCGGAGCUGUGGAGCCUCUUCUGACCCGCUGCCCUUUACUGAGCUGGUCCACUACGUCUCUACAACUGCCCUCUGUCAUCAGGCGUACGACCGACGUGAGGAACGUUUGAGGUCAGACGACAUGUUCGGAGAGCUGCUCCAGGCUGCUAGCACCAUCGGGGACCUGAGGAACUGCCCGAGUAACUGCGGGUCAAAUGGAUUAAGAUCCGCUCAGCUGAUGAACUCUCCUGAGAUCGUCACCAUUGGAUUCGUCUGGGACUCGGAGCAGUCUGACCUCACCGAGGAUGUCAUCAGAGCCCUUGGACCACACCUCAGCCUCUCCGGGCUGUUCUACCGCGUGACUGAUGACCAGGCCAAGCGUAGCGACCUUCAGCUGGUGGGAAUGAUCUGCUUCUCCAGUCGCCACUACUGCGCCUUCGCCUUCCACACCAAAUCCGCCAAGUGGGUCUUUUUCGACGACGCCACUGUCAAAGAGGUGGGCCCACGCUGGAAGGACGUGGUGUCUAAGUGCAUUAAGGGCCACUUCCAGCCCCUGCUGCUGUUCUACUCCAACCCUGAAGGGAGCGCCGUCAUGUCCGAUGACCCAGCCCAGCAGAGACCUGCCAGCACCGCCCGGAACCACCACAAGAACCCUGCUAACGGAGACGCCACAGAUGUUCCGCAGCCCCCACUGAAGAGGCUGGAGCUGACCCGGGAGAACGUGAGCGCCCUCAUAGCGGGCCAUGGAACCUUGAGAACCCAGAAGGCGCCAACGUCCCUCUUCAGCCGCGGCAGCAACCAGACCAGUGGUGGCAGAGGACCUGUGAAGGUGUCCGGUGACCCCCAGAGCCGCAUCAGGGAGCUGUCCCGAGAGGUGGCCCAGCGGGCAGGAGAGCUGAGGGCUGCCGGCCUCGCCAAGAAGGACUCCGAGAGAGCCGACCGAUCGCACCGACGCCACGAGACGCUACGCCACAGAGAUGUGCACCAGGACAGAGCUCUGUCCCGCUCGCUGUCUCCUCCAGAGAGCGGCUUCCAGCAGGUGGAGCAGCGCCUGUACAGCAGCCAGGGCCGAGGGCCGACCCGAGUGGGCCACACACACACACAGACACACACCCACUCUGGCGGAGGGCCGGGGCACUACAGCCGCAGGGCGGAGCCUGCUAAUGCUAACGCUAAUGCUAACGGCUACGACACGGAUAGCAGCCAGGACUCCCGCGGUCGCCACAGCGGCCACAUCGCCGCCGAGAGCCGCGCCAACAACCGCGCCUGGCGUCCGGAUCAGCUCGCUGCGCGGCCACAGCCGCCCAACACAGAGGCCCUGGAGCUGGAGCGCAAGCCCAAGAGCGACCAUCUGGUGACCAUCUACGAGGAGGAGCAGCGGAGCGCCGUGCUGGGCAGUCGCAGCUCGCUGGACUCCGACGGACGCGGCGGCGGCUACGAGCGGCCCAAGGUCCGCAACGAGGCUACGAGCAGCCUGCAGGUACGAGGCAACGAGGCGUGGAAGAUCCAGCGCACGGAGUCGGGCUACGAGAGCAGUGACCGCCUCAGCAACGGCUCCGCCAGCCUGGACUCGCCCGUGGUGGACAGCUUAGGCGCCAAAGACCUCCGGCCCAUCCCAGAGAUCCAUACCCCGCGGGAUGCCCUCAGGCGCUAUGACGACUCAAAGGCAGAGAUUCUACAUGCUGCAUUCACCUAUGGUCAGCAUACUGUGAAAUCACAUGACCUUCAGUCCAGUCCCAGCCUGCACAGGCAGCGAGCGUUCCGGUACACCCCCCGAGGUGCAGAGCUGGAGGGGGAGGUGCUGCCUCUGCCCAAGACCAGCAGCUCCGAGUGCAACAGUUCCGACGAGCUGACCGGUCCCUCCUCCGAGCUGGAUGACGCACUGCUGCGCUACGACGACGUCCUGCGUCGCUAUGGCAACGAUGACGCGGUUCCCCUCGUCCAGCGACACGCCUCCUCCUCUUCCUCCUCCUCCUCCUCGCACCACUCCCCGGCCCCGCCUCCUACUCAACCUAAGCCACUCCCCCUCUCCCCACGAUUGGACCGGAUCAACCGGAACGGGCGAUGGGCGGAGUCUGAGGUGCCGGAGCCACGCCCCCCCUCGUCUGACGGCAGCUGGCGGUCCGGUUCUGGUUCUGACCCGGAGAGGACGGAGCAGUCGGCCAGCGAGGGGGACGAGGAGCGGCAGGACGCCUCACCACACACACACCCUCACACACGCGGCCAUGCGGCCGCCCCAGACCCCGCCCCCCCCACGGCCCAGCCCACCACCUACUUCUCCGUGGAUACGUGCAUGACGGACACCUACCGCGCCAAAUACCACAAGCGCAGGCCGGCCCUCUACAUGAUGGCCGACGCCCAGGGGGAGGAGCCAAGCUCGUCAGGGGAGAGUGACCACGGGGAGGAGGCAAGCCCCACCCCCUCAGAGACGCAGCCGUCUGACUCUGUCAGACCCAAACCUGAAGCAGGCUACACCAGCAACAAGGCAGCGGUGAAGUGGAACCCAGUGUCCUUUAAAGGUCUGGACGAGCAUGGCUUCCUGUGAACACACACACACACACAGAGAUGAUGAAUGUGUUACCAGGACAUUUGCACAGCGCCAAGGAAGAGAUCUUCACACACCGCCUGCGUCACUUUGUCCAGUUCCGUCAGCAGUGAGAUUAUUUAAGAGCUUGUUGAGAUUACGGUGAUUGAAACAAAUCACAACCAACUUUGAAACGUUACACUCCGCCACGCGAGAACCUAAACCGCUCUGCAUCCCCCAAGAACCGCCACACGAGAACCUAAACCGCUCGGCACCCCCCAAGAACCGCCACGCGAGAACCUAAACCGCUCGGCACCCUUCACCCCCACGCUUCGGUUCAGUCCCGUCCUGAAGUCUUUCCUCUCUGUGCAGAAGAUGAUCUGAUCCGAUUCUAAAGUCUUUCCUCUCUGUGCAGAAGAUGAUCUGAUUCUAAAGUCUUUCCUCUCUGUGCAGAGGAUGAUCUGAUCUGAUUCUAAAGUCUUUCCUCUCUCUGCAGAAGAUGAUCUGAUUCUAAAGUUUUUUCUGAUCUGUAAAUGAUCUAGGCAUGUCUGAUCUUUUAAACUCUAGGCAUGUCUGAUUACCUUUGAACUCUAGAGGUGUCCGUCUCUUUUGGGACAGGUGUACAUUUGUAGGGUCUGUCCCUCGGCUAGUUGGACUUUUGCUGUAUAUGUGGCAUAUUUUAUUUUUGUUCAGUAUGUUUUGUAUGUAGCCCCAAAUGACACUGGACAGUGCCUUAUUUUCUAUGGAAAGAUGAUUUAAAAUAGGUGUUACCAUUUGUAAAAAUGUGUACCUUUUUAGAUGCUUUUGUAUGACUAAUUUCAUUUUUAUUGAUCAACAGCUGUUUAAUAAAAUAUUUUAUGUAAUCAUA
Molecule: messenger RNA, 4817 nt
Organism: Alosa alosa (allis shad)
Lineage: Eukaryota; Metazoa; Chordata; Actinopteri; Clupeiformes; Clupeidae
Product: inactive ubiquitin carboxyl-terminal hydrolase 53
Biological process (GO): sensory perception of sound; response to auditory stimulus; protein deubiquitination
Cellular component (GO): cell-cell junction
Molecular function (GO): cysteine-type deubiquitinase activity
Source: RefSeq, a predicted model, not a curated record